This is a messenger RNA of Schizosaccharomyces cryophilus OY26, 1280 nucleotides long. Its product is annotated as DNA-directed RNA polymerase III complex subunit Rpc25. Gene Ontology annotation, biological process: transcription initiation at RNA polymerase III promoter; DNA-templated transcription. The record is from RefSeq and is a predicted model, not a curated record. Bases 362 to 973 code for a protein of 203 amino acids. Gene Ontology annotation, molecular function: DNA binding; DNA-directed RNA polymerase activity. Lineage: Eukaryota; Fungi; Ascomycota; Schizosaccharomycetes; Schizosaccharomycetales; Schizosaccharomycetaceae. Gene Ontology annotation, cellular component: RNA polymerase III complex. The transcript has 4 exons.
UGAAACUUCGGCAGGCAUCGAGUUGCUUUUCUCUUUGGCAAAAGCACACAAGACUGAAUUGUUUAUAUUUUCAAGUAACAGCUAGGAAGUAACAUUAGCACUUGCUCUGCAAAAGUUCAGGCACAAAAUUGUGGUGAGGUAAACGAUCGAUUUUUUUUUUAAAUUCGAAUAGACGUCUAGGGUAUUUUUUUUGAUUGUUGAAUGAGACAAUAAAGGAGAAACAGGGAGAACGGCUAGGCGAAAAGAAGAACAAAAAAAAACAAGAAACGAUAUAAUACACGCGAUUCAUAGAAGCGAAAAGGGUUAAUUCGGGGAAUCAAACGGAUAGAAUAAUAAAGAGAAGAAAAAAGCAUAAUUCGAGAUGUUUUUGCUGAGUCAAGUUUCGGACAUUAUAAGCAUCCAUCCAUCAAAUUUCUGGAAACCCACAAAAGAAGCAUUGGCGGAGGAGAUACAUAAAAAAUACGCAAAUAAGGUGAUUCAAGAAGUUGGGCUUGCAAUUUGCGUGUAUGACUUUACGAAAGUAGGAGAAGGAAUCAUCAAGUAUGGUAAUGGAUCGUCAUUUAUGAAUGUCACGUUUCGGCUGAUUGUAUUUCGGCCCUUCCGUGGAGAAGUGAUGCUAGGUAGAAUCAAAUCUUGCAGCGAAGAUGGUAUACGAGUAACGCUUGGAUUUUUUGAUGAUCUAUUUAUUCCAAAAGACAUGUUGUUUGACCCAUGUGUGUAUCGACCAGAAGAGCGUGCAUGGGUAUGGAAACUAGAAGGCGAGGACGGACAGCCUGGGCCAGAGUUGUACUUUGAUGUAGACGAAGAAAUUAGAUUUCAAAUUGAAUCUGAAGAGUUUGUCGACAUUUCACCCAAGAGAAAUAAGGGUGCAACAGCUGUUACUGGUUCAGAAGCACUCGAAUCAAUGGCUCCCUAUACCAUCAUUGCUUCCUGUGCACGAGAUGGUCUCGGUAUUCCCGUCUGGUGGAAGUAGACAGGCUAGCUAGCAUAUCGCUUGAAUGAAAUUCACAAGUAAGUAUUGGCUGAUGUCUUAAAUGUUUCCUUCAACUUAUCGAAGCUGGUCGGCGGUUCAUAAGCGGACACUCCAUUCAAAAGGAGAGGGCUUAGAUCAUGUUUAAAAAGUAAAAUUCAAAAGGAAAAUUUGUUUCCAAAUCCUUUGACAUGCAUUCUUGUUUUCGAUCUUAUUCAUUGUCCAAUUCAUUUCUUCUGUUUUUUGUUUAUCAACAGCAUAGCUUCAACAAGCCCUUAUACCAAAAUAAGCCAUCGUUUUUUCCAUUCGU